AGAGUUCUUGUCUGCAAUCAGUAUCUAUUGGCUGGGAAGGAGGCGUCUAUGUACAAACAUGUGGCCAUACAUUACACAUAGAUUGUCAUAAAUCCUACAUGGAAUCUCUACGGAAUGAUCAGGUUCUCCAGGGUUUUGCUGUGGACAAAGGAGAAUUUACCUGUCCUCUGUGUAGGCAGUUUGCCAAUAGUGUUCUUCCUUGUUAUCCUGGCAACAAUGUAGAGCGAAGCCUUUCUCAGUGUCACAGUACCAAAAAUAUGCAAGAGCUCAUCAAGGAGGUGGAAGAACUUCAAGAGCAGCUGGGAACUUUCCCAUCAGAAACCAAUUUAAGUAAAGAAAUGGAGUCAGUGAUGAAAGAUAUUAAAAAUACUACCCAGAAAAAAUCUACUGACUACAGCAAGACACCUGGAUCACCAGACAAUGACUUUCUUUUCAUGUACUCUGUAGCCAGGUACGUAGAACACUGUUCCUUCUAUUUGUCACUUAUUCAGUUGCCUUAUUGGACAACCCUAGACUUAAAAGUUUAUGGAAUGAGGAAAU
Python bivittatus (Burmese python) is the source of this 540-nucleotide messenger RNA. NCBI's taxonomy places the organism in Eukaryota, Metazoa, Chordata, Lepidosauria, Squamata, Pythonidae. The record is from RefSeq and is a predicted model, not a curated record.